AUGAAUAAAAUCUUCAAGGAAUCAAGUUUCAAUAUUUUUAAUGAAUAGAAAAAUGACAUUUUACAAGAUGACAAUACAAUUUCAAAUCAUGUAUAGAUGAAGCAACUUAACUUAUAAUUACAACAUUUCAAAUUAUAUUAGGAUGUCUUAAAUGAGGCCUUAAAUUAAUAUGAUUUAAUUAUACAAACAAUAAGUAGUUUGUCAAAUGAAUUCAAAGAUAUCUAAUUAUAACAAGUAAAAACUCUAUUAAUAUUGAUAAGUUUAAACAAUAUAUAUCUAAGUUUGAAAAAGAUUCAUCUCUUAUGCAAAAAUUCACUUAGUUUGAUUAAAUUGAAGCUGAAUUGAAGUUGCACAAACAAGAGAAGGAAUCACUGUAAAAUCAACUCACAGAAAGUGAAAAGAUUAAUUUAGGGAAUCAAUAAGUUAUUAAAGACCUUAAGAAAAAUGAUGCAGAAUAAAUAAAACUAAUGUCAGAUUUGAAGAGACAAUAUGAAAGUUAAUCAAUUAAAAUAAAAGAACUUGAAUAAUAAAGUAAUAUUAAAUAGUAUUCAAUCUCUUAAUAGAAACAUAAUUUGAAAUUAUAGUUAAAGAGAAGGAAGGAGCAUUAUAGAUGUGCUAAAAGUAAAAUGAGAAGAAUGAGGAAAUGUUGAAAUAAUUAAAAUAAACUAUGGUAUAAGUAAAUCUUUUAUUAAAAGUAGGAUUGGUAAUUCUCUUAAUCACUGACAUUCUCAACAAUUUAUAAGAAUAGUAAUUGUUCAAUUACUUAAAAUGGAAAAGUUAUUGAAACAAAUUAAUAUGGUUGGUAAUGUUGUAUGUGUGAUUAAAUGAUCCCUAAGAAUGGUCUGAUCUAAUUUGCUAUUAAAAUUAUUGAAAUAUCUAGCAUUAUGAUAGGAAUUGGUUUUAGGGAUAUUGUAUAGAGUAGGAAUUAUGGUAAUUGUUAUGAUAUUGGAUAAGGGUAUAUUUAUGAUAUUAAUAGAAUCAAAAUAGAACAUAUAAUAUUUAUUAUAAUGGUUAAUGUUAUAAUCAUGAUUAAUAAGAUAAACAUACACAAUAAAUAGCAUUUCCAUUUUCAACAAAUGAUAUUAUAAUUGUUGAAGUGGAUAUUCAAAAGAAGUACGUGAAAUGGACAAAGUAAUCCACAAAUCAAUCAUUUGUAUCAAUUUCUAUUUAUUAUUAUUAGACUCUCAAUAUUGAUACAUCCAAAGAUUUGUAUCCAUGUGUACAUUUAAAUAGUAGAUGUAAAGUAGAGAUAUUAAAUUAAGUAUUUAAAUGA
Messenger RNA from Paramecium primaurelia, 1273 nucleotides. The record is from the annotation of a GenBank genome assembly. NCBI's taxonomy places the organism in Eukaryota, Ciliophora, Oligohymenophorea, Peniculida, Parameciidae.